Messenger RNA from Schistosoma haematobium, 2779 nucleotides. RefSeq lists its product as uncharacterized. The record is from RefSeq and is a predicted model, not a curated record. Lineage: Eukaryota; Metazoa; Platyhelminthes; Trematoda; Strigeidida; Schistosomatidae. Gene Ontology annotation, biological process: transmembrane transport; monocarboxylic acid transport. The transcript has 8 exons. Bases 989 to 2722 code for a protein of 577 amino acids. Gene Ontology annotation, molecular function: monocarboxylic acid transmembrane transporter activity.
CCUGAAUAACAGACCCUAUUGCUGCGCAAUUAACAACCCCUCAUGCGUUGAAAACACUUGUAUAUCAUUUAGAUUGAAAAUUACGAUUAUGUUUCACUUCGACCCCUUAAGUAUGGUCAUAAGGUUGUGGUUUCUAGAGGCCACCAACUUCACAUGGAUCUACUCUCGACCAUCAGUCGUACAUCGCAACGUGAACUUCAUAAAGCGCGUUAUAUUGACAAUACGAGCCUUACUAAAAACAUGUACAUUCAUAUCUCAUAAAAUAUCAAUCCAGUUGAGUAAUUGUAUCAUUUGUAACAAUUUGAUUUUGCUUGUAAACUGACAUGCCUCAUGUAACAAACUGUCAUUUGAGAAUGAAUUAUUAUUAUCAUUUGUAUAGCUUAUUUCACUUAACUCACCCAUUUUGUAUGAUGAACAUGUGGCUUUUGAUUGUAAAUACUUGUUUCAUUCGUUGCGAAAUACAUGUGUGUCCUUGUCCUGUUUACUUGAAUGGGGUUUACACAGAUAUAAAAGUAAUUUGAAUACACGGGCUUUUUAAACAGGCGAACUAUACCACUUGUGUCACGUUCAAAACAUCAACAGCCCUGGAUUAUUCUCCUGUACAGCCACAGACCUGAUAUUUAUUCGCCUACAGAGCCCUGUCAUCAAAAGGAAAAUAACUUGAUAAACAAGUGGUGUUGUUUGGCCUAUACAUAAUCCCCGUUCAGUAGAUAUAGAAAAUUUUAAAGGUGAUCUUAGUGGACUUAUCAACAAAUAGCUGAAACGCAUGAAGCCCUAAUUUAAACAUAUCGACCUUUUACUAUUCAACACAGAAAAACAGGAAAUGUAAUGAUCAGACAAAAGAAGGAGGGUUCAGGUUUUGUGUCAGAUAAACUUCUAUUACGUGUAAGUAAAUAGUUUCAAUUAUUCUACACGUGUAUAAACAGAAUGUCAAAAGUUUAUUUGAUCGAUUUUACGUGACUGGAUCUCUUUACGUUAUCGUAUUGACAUGAAUGAUUUUCAGAAGUUAUUAUUAAUUUUUGGUGGAUUUGUUUCGUAUAUGCUGGCUGAUGGAUACACUUACUCUAUGGGUAUAUUAUAUUCGGAGCUCAUGAGUGCUUUCCAUCUUAGUAGUGUUGAAACUGCCACCCUACCUGGAAUGAUUUUCUCAAUGCCUCAAUUUUUUGCACCCUUUCUGUGUCCACUACUUGACACUUAUGGGUUUUCGUCAGGUUCUGCAUGGGGUGCACUGUUAAUGUGGGUCGGAUGCUUUGUUUCCUCAUUUGCGAACAGCUUUCACAUUUUAUACUUGACUCUGGGCAUAUUGACCAGUAUUGGACUUCAGUUGACAUAUUUAUCUGCACUGAUGUCAGUUACUGCCCAAUUCGAGAACAGUUCAUAUUUUGGUUUAGCCAUAGGACUCACUAUGUGUGGUUCAGGUGUUGGUGCAUUUGGGUCGAAUUACCUUCUUGCUUGGCUCCUAAGUAUUUGGAAUUGGCGUGAGGUGUUAUUGAUCGAGUCCGCCAUACUUCUGAACAUUUUGGUUACAGCAUCGUGUUCUCAUCAUUUAGAUGCAGAACUAAACGCUAUAACAUUAGUGAAACAUGAGCUGAGUUAUCCUGACGGUAUAGAAGAUACAAACCAUCAGAACAAGUAUCCUUCUGAAGCAGAUUUUGCCAGUGAUUGCUCAAUAACUAAAUACUUUUUGAAUUCAAUUCCACUUUGUUUAUGUAUUCCAUCGUUAUUCCGCUUUCGAAAUUAUCGUCUACUUUUAUCUCAUUCAAAUAUUAUAAAGACCAAUGCUGAAAAUAGUGAUUAUGAUAUCGUCAAUAAAGAAAGAAUAAAUGGAAUAAGAUUUUCAUUUGGAUGCCCACAAUUUUUACAAGAAUUCACUUCAAAUUUUAAAAAGUUAUUUUCACCGAAAUUAUGGAAAAAUCCUAAUUUUUUAUUUUAUGUAAUAGCUAAUGGUAUAGCUGGUGCUGGAGUUGUCAUACCAUGGACAUUUAUUUACGAUCAUGUUCUAACUACUCUGUCUUAUUUGAAUGCUCAAAAUUCAGUUGGAGAUAUAAACAAUCAAGAUAUUUCCUGGCUUCCAUCUUUAAUUGGAUUCGGAUUGCUAUUUGGUCAAUUGUUUUAUGGUUUGGUAACUUCUCAGUUUGGUGACAUAGGUACAUGUUGUAAAAAUAACAAUCAAGAUUGCAAAGUUGAAAAUGGUAGCUCUUGUUGUCAACCAAAUUGUUUUCAGUCCGUCAAUAAAAAAUGUUCAUCGUCAAAGUAUAAAUUUCAUUUAGUAAUCUUCCUGAUAACACUUCUUUUAAAUAGUGCAUGUACACUAACUAUAGCUUUAGUCCCAUUAUGGUCUGUUCAAAGUGAGUUAAAGCACUUCGAAUUAUUCUCGCAUCAAGAAGGAAAACUAUUAGCGUUGGCUUGUUUUUUUGUUGGCGUAUCAAAUGGUGGAUUGUACGUCAUGUUUCCACAGUUAAUCAUUGACAUUGUUGGUACUGAAUUAUGGUCUUCUGGACUUGGCUUAUUUUUAACUUUUAAUGGUCUUAUGAAUUUGUGUGGAACUAAUAUUGGAGGCAAAAUAUAUGACACUAGAGGUUCAUAUCAAAUGGCACUUUUAAUCGCCGCAUUUCUGCCGCUAUUCGCUUUUCUUUUGGUCGUCAUGAAGGAGAUAUUCACGUGGUUAAUAAAGAGUUCUACAUUAUCUGCCAAUUCUGAUUCACUGCAAAGACAAAUUUAAAUGAUAUUUAUGCUAAGAAUUCAAAUGACGUUUUAUUAAAAUCCCUUUUUUAGCGCA